This is a messenger RNA of Mesocricetus auratus (golden hamster), 3086 nucleotides long. RefSeq names its product retinol dehydrogenase 13 (gene Rdh13). Gene Ontology annotation, molecular function: oxidoreductase activity. Bases 423 to 1214 code for a protein of 263 amino acids. The record is from RefSeq and is a predicted model, not a curated record. The transcript has 7 exons. Lineage: Eukaryota; Metazoa; Chordata; Mammalia; Rodentia; Cricetidae.
UGAGGAAUCUCUCCCUGAAGAAGCCCCCCGCCCCCCCCCAGUGCCUGGCCAUCGGGGCCGUGGAGGGCAUCCGGUGAAGCUGACAAUCCCUGAGUCCUGUUUCCGUCACCACCCUGGCUCACUGUGGUUCCGGAGGUGGAAUUUCCCUCUUUCGAGUUGGGAUUCUAGGGUCUCCAUGUGCUGACCCUUGACACUUUCAUGGUCCCUGACUUCUCUGCUCUCACUCAGACCCCUCCCAAGAGACCCUGCCAUGGGAGAAAAGCCAUGUUCAUAGGGACUAUGUCGCUGGUGGCGCUUGUCCCAGCAAGGCCACCAUACCUGGGAAGACUGUCAUCGUGACUGGAGCCAACACAGGUAUCGGGAAGCAAACUGCUUUGGAAUUGGCUAAAAGAGGAGGCAACAUCAUCCUGGCCUGUCGAGACAUGGAGAAGUGUGAGGCGGCCGCGAAGGACAUUCGUGGAGAGACCUUGAAUCCCCGUGUACGUGCCCAGCACCUAGACUUGGCUUCCCUCAAGUCCAUCCGGGAGUUUGCUGGGAAGAUCAUCAAAGAGGAGGAGCGAGUGGACGUUCUGGUCAACAACGCGGCCGUGAUGCGGUGCCCGCACUGGACCACUGAGGAUGGCUUUGAGAUGCAGUUUGGUGUCAACUACCUGGGUCACUUUCUGCUGACAAACUUGCUGUUGGACAAGCUGAAGGCCUCGGCCCCUUCGCGCGUCAUCAACCUGUCAUCGCUGGCUCACGUUGCUGGGCGCAUAGACUUCGAUGACUUGAACUGGAAGACGAAGAAGUAUGACACCAAGGCAGCCUACUGCCAGAGCAAGCUGGCUGUUGUCCUCUUCACCAAGGAGCUGAGCCGCCGGCUGCAAGGCUCGGGUGUGACGGUUAAUGCUCUGCACCCCGGUGUGGCCAGGACGGAGCUGGGAAGACAUACAGACAUGCACAAGUCUGCCUUCUCCAGCUUCACGCUUGGACCCUUCUUCUGGCUGCUGUUCAAGAGUCCCCAGUUGGCAGCCCAGCCCAGCACGUAUCUGGCGGUGGCAGAGGAGCUGGAGAGUGUCUCUGGGAAGUACUUUGAUGGACUCAGAGAGAAGGCACCAUCUCCCGAGGCUGAAGAUGAGGAAGUAGCCCGGAGGCUUUGGGCUGAAAGUGCCCACUUGGUGGGCUUGGAUAUGGCUCAUGGGUCCCCUGGAAGAGGACAUUCCCUCCCCAGAUAACCUUCAAAGAUCCAGAUGGAGCUGCAUUACCAAGGCUUCUGGCUCCCAUGCCCUCAUCAACCUCUAGGGGCAGUGUUGACACUGUUAAUGACCAUGGCUGCUGACUGCUAUGCACUCAUCUUCCUCUAGGGGCAGUGUUGGCACUGUAGACUCUCAAGACCAUGGCUUCUGGUUGCCAUGCUCUCAUCUUCCUCUAGGGGCAGUGUUGGCACUGUUAAUGACCAUGGCUGUGGACUGCCAUGCCCUCAUCUUCCUCUAGGGGCAGUGUUGACACUGUUAAUGACCAUGACUGCUGACUGCCAUGUCCUCAUCAUCCUCUAGGGGCAGUGUUGACACUGUAGACUCUCAAGACCAUGUCUGCUGACUGCCAUGCACUCAUCUACCCCUAGGGGCAGUGUUGGCACUGUUAAUGACCAUGGCUGUGGACUGCCAUGCCCUCAUCUUCCUCUAGGGGCAGUGUUGACACUGUUAAUGACCAUGACUGCUGACUGCCAUGUCCUCAUCAUCCUCUAGGGGCAGUGUUGACACUGUAGACUCUCAAGACCAUGUCUGCUGACUGCCAUGCACUCAUCUACCCCUAGGGGCACUGUUGGUCCUAGCUUUUAUUGUUAGCUGGCCACGUUCCGUUGGACCACAGCUGAGUAUCCACUGGGGUGUGUGGUGGUGGCAGGUAUAAUGUACUCUAUUGGUUACUGGGGAGCUGGUCUUUCAGGUGUCUCCCUUGGGAACGGUUUUGGGCAGUGUCCUAAGGCGGCGGUAACUGCAGUGGCGGACUGAUCCUGCAGUGGCGGACUGACCGGUCUACUUACAGAGCCGGCAGUCAGAACAGUCUGGCCAGUCAUAGUUCUUUGUGGGCCUCUGCACACAUCUGUCGCUGUCUGAGACUUUGCUGUUGUUUCAAAGGCAACUUGGAGGACAAGGGCUUUAGCUCACAGGUUCUAGUCUCAUGGAGAGGGAAGCCAACACAAGAACUCAAGGGAAGGGCUUGAAGCAGAUACCAGUAGAGGUUUGCUCCUAGGCCUGUGUUCAGAUGCCUUUCUUUUAUUUUUAUUAUUAUUGAUUUUUACAGAGAGGGUCUUACUCCGUAACUCUGGCUUUCCUGGAACUGACUGUAUUCCAGUUCAAGACCAGGCUGGCCUUGAACUCAUAGAGAUCCGCUUUCUGGGAUUAAAGGCGUGUGUCACCAUGCCUAGGCCAGGUACCAGCCAGGCCUACCUACCCAGGGAUGGCACCACCCACAGUGGGCUUGUCCCAUCUACAUCAAUUAACAAUCAAGAAAACGUCCCACAGACAUUCGCCCAGGACAGUCUGGUCCAAGCAAUUCUCCGGUUGAGGAUCCGUCCCUCUUCUAGGUAUGCCGAGCUGAUAACCAAACAAACCAGGACAGCUCUUGAUUGCAAACUGCAGAGGAUAGCUUCUACCUCACGGGAUGGGGUGGGCAUUGAACUCUGCCUGGCUCAGGAGAGGGCAACUGUGGACCUCUUGUGUGCUGGGCCCUGGCUGAGGUGCUGGGAUUCGGUGGAGACCAUGGCAUAGGCCUUGAUUCUGUUAGCCCCCUGUUGCUCAGGAUGGAAUGGAGUGCAGUUUUACUAGCUGCUGCCCUGAAGACCAGCAUGGCCUGGGAUCAUGAUCUCUUCUCCAGUUCCUGGGGUGAUUUUAGCCUUAGACUCCUCCCAAGCAUGUGGUUUGAUUAUAAUAACUUGCCGGGCGUUGUGGCGCAGUUCUGUAACACCAGCACCUAAGAGGUGGAGGAUUAAGAGCUCAAGGUCAUCCUCCUGCACCAGCCUGGGCUGUACCAGAUCCUGUGAAAACAAUGACAUCUCCAAGUGUAGCCCAGCCACAGAUUUAGGAUAAAAACAGGCAUUUGCUCAG